Molecule: messenger RNA, 2114 nt
Organism: Gadus morhua (Atlantic cod)
Lineage: Eukaryota; Metazoa; Chordata; Actinopteri; Gadiformes; Gadidae
Product: glycosyltransferase family 92 protein C33H5.2-like
Exons: 9
Coding region: 102-1478 (458 amino acids)
Cellular component (GO): cytoplasm
Molecular function (GO): glycosyltransferase activity
Source: RefSeq, a predicted model, not a curated record
AGGUCGUGCCAGCACUUAUCUGCUCAGAAAUGUCCUACAUUUUGGAAUGAUUACCAACCUGUCAGCAGAUUCAAUUCAAUUUAAACCACACAAGAUACAGCAUGUCAUCAUGGCGGCGGAGGAAAUGGUCCUUCCUGGUUCUUACUCUUCUGCUUUUCUCGAUCGUAAUGGUGAUGAUCAGUCUCCUGCAGCCGGAGCGGGCGAACCGGCUGAAGCGUGAGGCCUGCGGCUGCAGCGUGCGCUCCGACUCUGAGACCUUCACCCGGGUGCCCGGCUCCAGGACGCUGCUCAUCAACGCCUUCGGCGAGCACCGCACGCCCGCGGCGAGCGUCCGCCUGCUGGGCAUCGUGCCCGGCGAGGAGCGCUCCCUGCGGAGCCGCUGCGUGUUCUGUUGCCAAGGGGACGGCGAGAUGGCAACGGCCACGGCGCUGCGCACCACCCACCGAUCCGACUACUUCUUCCCAUACGGGACGGGAGACUUCCUGUGCCUGAUCCCCCCCGGCUGCGAGCCCAGGUUCGUUGGGCUGUUGUCCGGAGACAGCGUGGACUUCACCAACUUCACCCUGCUGCCCGUCCUGAACCGGGCCCCCGUGGAGCGGCCCCGGCUCCCGCUCCGCUUCACUCUGUGCAUCGCCAACAUGUUCAACAGCUACGACAACGUGCUGCAGUUUGUCCAGGCGAUGGAGCUCUACCGACUGCUAGGGAUCCAAAGAGUCAUCGUCUACAAGACCAGCUGCUCCGCUACCAUGGAUACGGUGCUUGAUUACUACUCCCGCAAGACGGGCUUCCUGCAGGUGCGGCCCUGGCCAAUCGACGCCUUCCUGAAGCCAUCCUCCAGCUGGACGCCGUCGCUGGGGCCGGGUCAGAUCCACUACUACGGCCAGAUCCCCUCCAGCAACGACUGUCUGUACAGGAGCAUGUACCAGUCCCGCUACGUCCUCAUGCACGACGCCGACGAGGUCAUACUGCCCGCAGGCAAUGUGUCUUUCCAAACGCUGAUCAGUGACCUGGAAAAAGCCCACGGAGAGAAGGUCAACUUCUACUUCCCCAACAACGUUUUCCCUUACGAAGAAAAGGAGGAGAACAGCAGGUUUGACUUUCCAGAGUGGAGGAACGUUCCUGGCUCCAACUUCCUGGGUCAUGUUCUGAGGGAGCUAGACACGUCGGGCUACAACACGGGGAAGCUUGUGCUGGACCCCCGCGGCGUCCUACAGAUGGAGGUUCACAGCGUCCACGAACACAUCGACGGAGGACGCACCGAGCGGGUCGGCCGAGAGCGCGGCCAGCUGUACCACGUCCGGCGCAGGAAGAACAACCAGCAGGGGGCGCUGGUCCGGGACGAGGGGCUGCUGAAGGUGGCCGGGGCCCUGGUGGAGCGGGUCAACCACGCCCUGAGCUCCAUGGGUCUCCUCAACACCACCGCUGGCCCCGCUCCAACCUCUGCCCAUCCUAGUCCUGCCAUGGCAGGACUACGUUGACGUUAGCUACACGUUAGCUAAUACAACGUUAACGUUAGCUAACGCCUAUUUUAGAAAUGAGCAUGACUUUGUUACCAUCAGCAGAAGAAGGAUUACGACAAAGUAUUGCAAAGAAGUUUUUAAUUCACUGACUUAUUUUAUGAAAAUGAGUAUCUCCUGAGACGCUUUGCCAUCAGGCCCGGAACCUCCGCCAGACAACUGCCCUUUGACCUCGAUGCUCAACCCACACACUUACCUGGUAUGACAACAAGACAGGAAGUAAUUAAGACAGCAAAAAAGAUUAUCAAUCAGAUUAUUUUCAAUGCAAAUUCCGGCCUCUUCCAGGACAUUUGAUCAAUUUAUCCAUGUUUUCCAUGUUUUGAUAGCAAGCUUUUCAAAUCCAGGUUUUCCAGGACGCGUUGUAAUCCUGCGGGGGUCGCGGUGUUUGAAUGUGUGAAUGAAUGUGUGAAUGUUUUAUGCAGUUCUGAAAAGCACUGUUUAUUAUUUAUCCUAAUGAAUAUAAUUCAUGCUUAUCGACAUAAAACGACGAUCCCUCUCUUACCCCCAAACAGUUCCUCUAUUUGUAAAUUAUUCCACAUCCUAAAAAAAUUAAUUAAUCUCUUUGCACGUCACCUAUAAAGCACCCCUUGUACAUCA